UGGAAGGAGCUUGGGCCGCCUCUGGGAAGCAACGCACGUUCGGUGCACAUCUGUCCAUGUCUUCCCUGGGAGUACUCGGACUUGCCUUGGCAGGUCCCCUGAUUUGGCUUUUGGGAAGUAAACUCAGCGUUUCUCAUUCUGGAUAUUGAUAGUUUUGGAUUUAUAGCAACAUCUCCAGCUUCUCAGCUGUCGCCGACAGAAUUGACAGAAAUGCGGAAUGACCUCUUUAAUAAAGAGAAAGCCAGGCAGUUAUCAUUAACUCCCCGAACUGAGAAGAUAGAAGUUAAGCAUGUUGGGAAAACUGACCCCGGUACUGUCUUCGUGAUGAAUAAAAACAUUUCAACUCCCUACAGUUGUGCCAUGCAUUUAAGUGAGUGGUACUGCAGGAAGUCCAUUCUGGCUCUGGUGGAUGGACAGCCUUGGGACAUGUAUAAGCCUUUAACAAAGUCCUGUGAAAUUAAAUUUCUUACUUUCAAAGAUCGUGAUCCAGGAGAAGUGAAUAAGGCUUAUUGGCGUUCCUGUGCUAUGAUGAUGGGCUGUGUGAUAGAGAGGGCAUUCAAAGAUGAAUAUAUGGUCAAUUUGGUCAGAGCUCCAGAAGUUCCUGUAAUUUCUGGUGCCUUCUGUUAUGACGUAGUUUUGGAUAGCAAACUUGAUGAGUGGAUGCCAACAAAAGAGAACUUACGUUCUUUCACAAAGGAUGCUCAUGCUUUAAUUUAUAAAGAUCUUCCAUUUGAAACUCUGGAAGUUGAAGCAAAAGUGGCAUUGGAAAUAUUUCAACACAACAAGUACAAAAUAGAUUUCAUAGAAGAGAAGGCAUCUCAGAACCCUGAGAGAAUAGUCAAGCUACACAGAAUAGGUGACUUCAUUGAUGUGAGUGAGGGCCCUCUUAUUCCAAGAACAAGUAUUUGUUUCCAGUAUGAAGUGUCAGCAGUUCACAAUCUUCAACCCACCCAGCCAAGUCUCAUACGAAGAUUCCAGGGUGUGUCUUUACCCAUUCACUUAAGAGCACAUUUUACGAUAUGGGAUAAGCUAUUGGAAAGAUCUCGGAAAAUGGCAGGGUCAAAAGUUGAAAGUGGCUGCCCACAUGAUGCACCAACAACCUGCCUCUAUGAAAACUCUGCAUCUGUCAAGAGUGUUUCCCUUCCCUGUUACUUAAGACAGAAUUCCUUACCAUUAGAGCCAUCUCCAUUGGGUGGGAGAGCCAAGGUGACAGGUACGGUCUCUGGUAGGUUGUUCUUGAAAUGCAGACAGUUAUCUGGGGAAAGAGGGUUGGGUUGAAGUUGACAACAUCGCCUUAGAUGUGUUUAUUAGGUUAGUUAGUCAUCUUUGAAAGCAGAGAUCAAGGGCUGAGGAGAGAGGACCUGGGAUAGGUAGAUUUUAAUGGGAAUAAAGAGUAAUUUAGAGGAAAGAUGAGGAUGUACCCCAAAUAGUUUGAUAGUUCAGUAGUUUUUUAUUUAUAAUUUAAGCUCACACUUUUCACGUCCAGCAUAAAGCAGCAACAAAUUAAGUAUUUAGACUAUCAUCUGAGUUUUAGUUUUCUGAGUUUCAACCUCUCUACAUGCUAUAAAAUGUCAUAUAAAGUGUUUAAUUUCUCAGAGAUUCUUCAUGAAGACUUGCAGUGUUCUCUGACAAAAAGAAAAUCCAAAUGACUGCCUUUCUAAAGUGUAUUUAUUUGUGUAAAGUUUAUCACAUAUUUUCUGUAGAAUAUGAUUCUGUGUUACAUCUCAGUAACUGACGUUAAAGAUGAGUCAACUUCUCUGCUACCAGGGAAUGAGAUAAAGAGUAUUAUGUUUCCUCUUAACUUCACAUGAGUUCCAUCAUUAACAAGGGAUUGACGGUGGCCAACUGGGGUCACGUCUUCUGAAGCACACAAACUCAUCUUUAAAGGUAAAAAUGGAUUGUGCUGUAGGAAUAACAUACAUCCUGAAAUCUUGGUGAAUGAUAAGAUUACCACUUUUCAGAUCAUUAACUUUAGAUAUAAGAAAAAUUCCCUGAAUAAGCCAUUGCUGGGGGAAAAAUUAUAAACUUUUCAUGUCAUGAUAUUUUAUUUACUUCCAUAAAAACAGCAUCACUUCUUAAUAUUUCUAAUUGAGAGUUCUUUAUUGAAAAAUAGCAACUAUUUCUCAAUUAAGAGCUCCUUAUUGAAAAUAGCAGUUUGCACACAAAAUAGCAUAACAUUCUUUUCUGUAUUUUGAGAAUUAAGAAAAUAAAUGUUUUUAAAGAUAUAUGCCAAUAGUGAUAUUUAACACAUAAAGGUGUGAUGGAUUUUUGAAGCGUCUUAGAAGAAAGUCAGUGUGGAUAUUGCAGGGUCGCUGUGGAAAUGUGUAUCAGUGACUGUUUAGUUGUAAAUGCACAAAAGAGAAAGAAUGUCAGCCUUAGAGGAUUAUCCUGCUUUGCCCAAUUUUAGAACCAGGAAGCUUUUACUGAAAUGACUUUGUGGAACUUAUUUACAAGCUAAGUUACCUUCCCAAUAGUUUUAUUAUGGACAGUAGUUAGUGCUUUCACUUUUCUGAUGAAGAUGUGUUAAAAAAAAAAAAAAAAAAAAAAGGUUAGGAAUUUCCUCUUCCCCACCAGACUGAUUAUGUGGAAUAAGCAGAAACAGGAUGACAGCCAGCUGGAGUCUGACUGCGGGGACUCACUUCCUCAACACCCUGACCUCACACUGGCUCAGCGGCAGGUCUGAACUGUGCUGAAAUGUUAUAGAACAAAUGUAAAUAAAGCUGUGGGUAGGGAGGGGAGAGCUAGUGGGAGAGAUGCGUUCUGUUGCUUUAAGUGAUGGCCAUUCUUUCUUAUUUCUUGUUUCCACAAAACGUUUUCCAUUUGUCUAACAAACUUCUUAAUAUCAUAUUUCCAUAAGAUAAUUUUAAUACUUUUUAAAAUUUAUAAUUCGAUUUUGAUGUCUUUUCUCCCCACUCCCAGGGAACAGAAAAUAGGGUGGCUGUUAUCUGCUCUGGAGUGUUUUGUCACCCUUCCAUGAGGCCUCCUUUGUGCAUUUGAGUUCACUGUUUAUGCUUAACACUGAAUUUCAACAAAAUGCCUCAUUUGGAACUUA
Molecule: messenger RNA, 3052 nt
Organism: Chlorocebus sabaeus (green monkey)
Lineage: Eukaryota; Metazoa; Chordata; Mammalia; Primates; Cercopithecidae
Source: RefSeq, a predicted model, not a curated record